AUGGGUAGUAAGCAAUCGCAAUUUGAUAAAGCAACCUCUCCGUAUAGUAGCUGGGGCAGUUCGUUUGACAAUCUUCUAUGUGGCCCUGGUAAAAUAUGUGGAGAUCAAUGGACACCUAUAUCUACAAGAUCAAACUCAUUAACGAGUUUGAGAAGGAGCCAUGAGCCGAAAACUUCAAGAAAUCAGAGACGAGUACGGAGUUAUGACUCUUACCGAUCAUCGCAUCGUGGACAAGCUGAAGUUUUCACUCUCAACAGAGAGUAUUCGUACGAGGACCCAACAGAAGUAUUAACUCAUCAACCACUACCUUCGGAAAUCGUUAGUUCACCUCUGAAUGACUUCUUAGUUGUACACAAAGAAAGUCGACGUGGUUCAUAUUUGCCUAAAGUGCAUCCUGCUCAAUCCACUUUCUCUGACACGAACAGAGCUUGGUCAUAUCGCCCAGAAGGUAUUCCAAAAAUCGGACGACCCCGUACAUCCCCAUCGUCAAUUAAAGAGCACACCGUGAAGAAGAAAAAAAGAAAAGCUGCCAACAGGAAAAGCUUACCCGCCCCACCUCCUCAACCAAUCCAAAUUUUCAUCGAUCUUAACGGAACUCAACAGCAAAUUAAAUUAGAUCGAAACAACCGGGCUAAUCUACACGUGAGUGCGACGAAAGAAACAAAUAGAAGUUCUAGAAGAAAUAAAAAGCUGGCUAAAUCAUCUAGCCCGCCAAGAAAGAGAGUACCUUCCCAACAAACUAUGCCACUGACCAGCAUGCAAACUUCAAGCAUGCGUAAAUCUGUUCCUGAUCUCCGACAACACCAGUCUCAACAGUUGCCUAGAAGACGAAAAACCAAACAGAUCGAAGUGAAGCCGUUCAGUAAAUCAAACGCGAGUGUUUCAGGAUCAUCAAACUCAACUCUAUCAACACGUCGAGUGAUACCGCCCAAAGAUAAGUUGCACGAAACCCCACCUCAACCAUUCCGUUUCAAAUCUGUCCCAGACAAACCGUUCACAAGAAUCAUGAGUGGUAAAAUUUAA
Molecule: messenger RNA, 1023 nt
Organism: Auanema sp. JU1783
Lineage: Eukaryota; Metazoa; Nematoda; Chromadorea; Rhabditida; Rhabditidae
Source: the annotation of a GenBank genome assembly